CACACACACACAGAAAGUGCCUUAAGAGAAGAGUCAGAAACGCAACACCGAAUGAGAGAAAGAGAACAAAUUCUCUCUUUCCCUUUUUCAUCUUUUAGUUUAAUCUUUCCCGCUCUCUCUAUUUCUUCCUCACAUCACGUCUUCCUUCCCGAUUCAUUCUCCGCCGCGUUAACCACCAGUAUACAAGAGGCUGGAGCUGGGGAAGAAGAAAAAUAUUGUCUAUGGAGGGAGACGGCGUAAAAGGUUUGGCAUGCCAGAAGACUAUGGAUGGGAAUGCGAGUAAUGGGAAUGGUGUGGAGAAGACUGUACCUUCUUGCUGCCUCAAGGCCAUGUCUUGCUUACCAGAGGAAGAUGCUAAGUGCCACUCCACUGUUGUCUCUGGAUGGUUCUCCGAACCUCCUCACCCUCGCUCUUCUGGGAAAAGAGGCAAAACAGUGUAUUUCAAUAACCCUAUGUGGCCAGGAGAAGCACACUCACUGAAAGUUGAGAAAGUUCUAUUCAAAGACAAGUCAGACUAUCAGGAAGUCCUAGUGUUUGAGUCAGCUACCUAUGGGAAAGUGCUUGUUCUAGAUGGUAUUCUACAGCUGACUGAAAAAGAUGAAUUUGCAUAUCAGGAGAUGAUAGCCCAUCUACCUCUAUGCUCCACGCCUUCACCUAAAAACGUCCUGGUUGUUGGUGGAGGUGAUGGUGGUGUUCUCAGGGAGAUUUCUCGCCAUAGUUCUGUUGAGGUUAUUGACAUUUGUGAGAUUGACAAGAUGGUUAUAGAUGUGUCUAAGAAAUUCUUCCCUGAGUUAGCGGUUGGAUUUGAGGAUCCUCGUGUUCAACUUCACAUUGGUGAUGCAGUUGAGUUCCUCCGCAACUCCCCUGAAGGGAAGUAUGAUGCCAUUAUUGUGGAUUCUUCAGAUCCUGUUGGUCCUGCUCAGGCGCUUGUUGAGAAGCCUUUCUUUGAAACGUUAGCUAGAGCGUUGAAGCCUGGAGGAGUUCUUUGCAACAUGGCGGAAAGCAUGUGGCUCCACACUCAUCUCAUUGAAGACAUGAUCUCGGUUUGCCGCCAAACAUUCAAAACCGUUCAGUAUGCGUGGAGCAGCGUGCCAACAUAUCCUAGCGGCGUGAUUGGUUUCAUCUUGUGCUCAACCGAUGGUCCGGCUGUUGAUUUCAAGAACCCUAUCAAUCCCAUUGAGAAACUAGACGGUGCCAUGACUUAUAAAAGAGAAAUGAAGUUUUAUAACUCGGAUAUGCACAGAGCAGCUUUCGCUUUGCCCACAUUCCUUAGAAGAGAAGUGGCUUCACUUCUGUCUUCUUCUUCUUGACUUUUCUAUUGCCUUAACAGUUUUAUUAUAUCCAAUCAUAUAUAAAACCUCUGUAACAGAGAGAAUAAUAACAUCAUAUGGAGGCUUUGUAUCUCUAAGCUCACUCCUUUUAAUAUA
This is a messenger RNA of Brassica oleracea var. oleracea, 1427 nucleotides long. RefSeq names its product spermine synthase. Gene Ontology annotation, molecular function: spermidine synthase activity. Gene Ontology annotation, biological process: spermidine biosynthetic process. Lineage: Eukaryota; Viridiplantae; Streptophyta; Magnoliopsida; Brassicales; Brassicaceae. The record is from RefSeq and is a predicted model, not a curated record. Gene Ontology annotation, cellular component: cytosol. The transcript is spliced from 11 exons. The coding region runs from base 222 to 1310 and encodes 362 amino acids.